Molecule: messenger RNA, 1349 nt
Organism: Hypomesus transpacificus
Lineage: Eukaryota; Metazoa; Chordata; Actinopteri; Osmeriformes; Osmeridae
Exons: 7
Coding region: 642-1280 (212 amino acids)
Source: RefSeq, a predicted model, not a curated record
UCUGAACGGAAAGGGUAGGUACAAUGCUGAUUGGAUGGCCAAUAUGUCACUCUAAUGAGCCCGGAGAAAAACGAAUUGCACGCGUAAAGAAAAAUAAAACUCUAAACGUUGCAAGCAUGUAUUGCCCUUACUGUGGCAAGAAUUUUGCUGAUCUGCCGAAUUUUUGUAGUGGUUGUGGCAAAGGGUUGCAGACUUUAAAAGAAACCAGCAAGCCAAAAGAAACGACUGAAACGAUGAACGAAUCAUCUUCAGGUAACGUUUUGUGAAGCUAGCAAGCUGGCUAUUUAGCUAGCUAAAUUAGCUUGGGUAGGGUAUACUUAGCUAUCAUUCUAGCUACUUGGGUCAUUUUAACGAUAGCUAGCAACAAUUGUUUUGCUUUUAGUGUUACUAAACCCAACGUUAAACCAGUUUAUGAGCUACCGCAAGAAGAAAUCGGAAGAAAGAUCAAAUUUUUCCUUGCCUAGAAAGGCAGGGAAAAAAACGGAGAAACAGAAGAAUGUACAGAUAAACGUUGGAGUCAUGGCAGAAUGGGGGUUUGAAGCCAGUACGUGGGAAAACUCUUGUAUUGACCACACAUUGAAAUCACAGGACCACAACUCCUCACGCAAGCAGUGAAAAAAAUAAAGGAUUUCAACAAAGACAUGGAUGAUGGGCCGUACGUCCUUCUAUAUCCAGACGGAUCCCAAGUCACUACUGUCCCAGGGACACACAAACCUUUUACACUAAAGGAAUACAAAGAAGAAAUAGGCAAGACCUAUCAACGACUGAACUUCUUUAUAUGUCCUGAAAAAGACUUGAAAGAUCAUGAACACCUUUCAGAGAAUUCGGAAUCUGACAAUGAGGUUGUCAUUAGAAGUAGGACUGCUGCUGAGUUUGAACAUGCUGACACACUGCCAUUUGAACCUCAGCUUGAAAGCACUCCAAAUGUGAAAGAGAUUCAUGAGAGUGCAGCACCAAAGAUAAUACCUAAUUCAGAUGAUGCCAUUCCAAGUACUUCAGGACAUUUAGCAACCAAGAGCACGUCAUACAGCAUUUACACAGAUCUCUAUGCACCGAUUGUCAUUACUGAUAGUGACGAGGAGGUAGAUCUCAGUGAUACUGGAAAAAGUCAGGAAGUCCUAGAGAACCCUGAGAACCCGACUGAGCAUACAAGUGUAUCAGUGCCUGAUAUCAUUGAAAAUUUGGCCCUUGCCAUCGACCACAAAAAAGUCAGCAGGUUCAACAUAGCCAGGUCAAAUGUAUGGGAUGGAGCUGUCCGAGGGUUUAAACGUGGGAUGUAGUGGAAAUGUUGGUCAUAUGCAUAGAUGUAUGUGUAUGAAAUCUAUAAUCUUCUAUGUUCAUUGGUAAGA